Dovyalis caffra is the source of this 2124-nucleotide messenger RNA. NCBI's taxonomy places the organism in Eukaryota, Viridiplantae, Streptophyta, Magnoliopsida, Malpighiales, Salicaceae. The record is from the annotation of a GenBank genome assembly.
AUGGCGUCCCCUAUGCCUCCAGGGGCACCAAGACCUGGCUACGGUCAGCAACCAUCAACUAAAUAUAACCCUAAUGUUUUAGCCGACAAUAUGCAAAAUUUGAAUUUAAAUCAACCUCCUGCCAUGCCCAAUUCUGGUUCUAGGCCUUCGCCUGGUUUACCUAUGGCGUCCCCGCCAAGGUCUACCCUGCCGGGGCCCACCUUUUGGUCAACUGGAGUGCCAUCCCCGCCAUCCACAUUACCUCCUAAUGUAGCCGCAGGAAGGCCCAGUGGUCCGCCUGUUAGUCAGCCCCCACCGCCUUUCGCGUCCAGACCCCCUCCUCCGGGGCCAGUGCCCUCUUCUACGCGUGGUCCUGUGGUGCCUACUUCGGGUGGUUUUCCUUCUUCUGGUUCACGUAAUGGUCAUACUGUUCCUCCACCGCCAGGGGUUCACCCCAUUCAUUUUGCUUCGUCUUCUUCGUUGAGUUCUGGUCCAGUUGUUAACACAUUGAGCGUGCCACCUAAUGGAGCAGUGACCAAUGGGAUGCCGUUUGCUUCGGGGGCUAUGCCUGGUGGGCCCAGAUUUCCUUCAGUUACCAGUGUCCCGCAACCGUCUAUGGGAUCUCCGCCUGUUGUUUCAGCUGCUGCUGCUCCUCAAUCUCCACCAGUAUCUUCAGUGCAAUCACGGCCACCAUUUUCUCUCGGAGCUCCAGGUGUGCCGCCCCCAUUUUUAGCGGGAACUCAAGGUGUACCGCCAUCCCCAGGUCCUCCCUUUGGAGCACAGACAUGGCCAGAGCAACCCCAGCAGCCACCUAGAAUGUUUGGAAUGCCUCCACCUUUAGCAAGCCACCCUAUGAGGGCUAUUUCACCUGCGAUGGGUCAAGCUGGAGUCCCUCUGGCAGGACACCCAAAGAUGGAUAGCAAGAGUCCUCCAAGGCCCACUCCAACUUAUACAUCAAUCCAGCACGAAACGCGUCUGAAAAAUCAGGCUAACCCUCCUCCCCCUGUUUCAAGUGAGUUCAUAGCCAGAGACACUGGUAAUUGCAAUCCACGAUACAUGAGGUGUACCAUCAAUCAGAUCCCAUGCACUGCUGACCUUUUGAAUACAUCAGCAAUGCAGUUGGCUUUAUCUGUCCAACCCUUGGUCCUUCCUCAUCCAGCUGAGGAGCCUAUACAAGUUGCGGACUUUGGAGAAAGUGGUCCUUUGAGGUGUUCCUGUUGCAAAGGGUUUGCUGACGAGACUCCCCGUGACUAUCAGUGCAACCUAGGUCCUGAUGGUAGACGUAGAGAUGCUGAUGAAAGGCCUGAACUGUGUAGAGGAACGGUGGAAUUUGUUGCUUCAAAGGAGUACAUGAAAGACGACGACGACGACGACGACGACGAUUCUCCAUUCAUGUUGGCCAUUGGCACGCUUUGGAUUGAACUUUUGACGCUUAUAAGAUCAAUUUCUGUCGACAAGCAUUCAUUUGAUCUGUUUUGGUGGAAAAAGUAUGCAUUAUGGUCACAAGUGCGUGAACCAAUGCCCACCGUGUAUUUUUUUCUCAUUGAUGUAUCCAUGAAUGCAAUAAAGACUGGUGCAACAGCUGCAGCUUGCAAUGCAAUCAAUCAAGUUAUUUCUGAUCUUCCUGAAGGUCCUCGCACAACGGUGGGGAUUGCAACAUUUGACUCUACUAUCCAUUUCUACAAUUUAAAGCGUGCAUUACAGCAGCCAUUGAUGCUCAUUGUGCCAGAUGUGGAAGAUGUUUACACUCCUCUCCAAACUGAUGUUGUUGUUCAGCUUUCUGAGGAGAAUUUAGAGCUGUUGCUGGAAGACAUCCCAUUAAUGUUUCAGGAUAACAGAACUGCUGAAUCUGCCUUCGGUGCAGCAAUCAAGUAUACGGGCUAUGGCAGGUUCACUUGUGCGAAAAGUGGUCAAUGGCCUAGUUUGUGGUUUAAACUGGACCCUGUUGGGGGCUGGGGACCGGCUGCCUUUUUGUCUAUAAAGAGUACUGGAGGGAAGCUUCUGGUGUUUCAGUCAGGCAAGCUCCUGACCGAGCUUCUGAGUAGCAUGGCUUUGUUUUUGUUUUUCGGGAGAAAACUAAAUGGGAAACGAGAUGUGAAUAGAUUGUCUGAUGUUGUAAAUGCAGCGGCUGAAUUUCCUGAGUAG